Belonocnema kinseyi is the source of this 5236-nucleotide messenger RNA. RefSeq names its product VWFA and cache domain-containing protein 1. Lineage: Eukaryota; Metazoa; Arthropoda; Insecta; Hymenoptera; Cynipidae. Gene Ontology annotation, cellular component: voltage-gated calcium channel complex. The coding region runs from base 1 to 3522 and encodes 1173 amino acids. The transcript is spliced from 9 exons. Gene Ontology annotation, molecular function: voltage-gated calcium channel activity. The record is from RefSeq and is a predicted model, not a curated record.
AUGGCUUUCGGAAGGGUUUUAUAUCUAGGAUUAAUUUUUCUAUUAUUUGAGACAGUAAGGAAUGAAGAAAUUAAUACGAAUGUCACGUGUCAAUUUGAAAAGCCUCUUCGUAAACAAAUCGAGGCUGAACCCUUGAAUGGCAAGUGUUUGCGAGAUAUAGUUCUUGAGUUUUCGAAAGCACUUAGAACAAUCAGUAAUGAAGAACUUGGAGUGACAAUUUUUCAAGAAAUGCUGGAUAAGCAAGAAUUUCUCAAUAUUUCUAAUGGUCUUGACAUUAGACUGAAAAAUCUCGUGGCGAAAUUGGAUAAUAAACUAAAGUCUUAUGUUGAGCUUUUGCGUCAAAGCAAUAGUGUUAUUCAACAAAUUUUGCUAAAACACAGCCAAAAUAAUUAUCAAAAUCAAGGUAUUCAGCUUGAUUUUAUUCAUAAUCGUGUUUCCCUGGAUGAAAAGGUCGAUCUUUGUUCACAAAUCGCCUCUGCCCUAUCUUCGAAUUUAAGAGACCAGGAAUGGAAAAAUUUACAUAUUCUACCAGUGAGUCAACCUGGAACAAUGUGUGGACCGCCAAGCCUAGCCCACAACAUAGGUCCUCUUUUUCUCUCCCAAUGUAGUCGUUCAAAAAACGUUAUUUUACUCCUGGAACACGGAAUGUUUAUGUCGGAAGGCGAUGUGACUUUGGCUCAAAUAACUGCGAAAACUGUGAUUGACAUGCUGUCAGAAACAGAUUUCGUAACUGUCGUCGGUUUGGCUGGUCGUGGUUCAUUGCAUUGCAAGCAAGGCUUAAUGAAAGCGAAUGAUAUCAACAAAUUCCAGUUGACACGCCAUAUUGACACCAUAACUCGAAUUGAUUCAAACCUGACUUUGGAAGUAGAUUUUAAAGCAUUAACAGAAAAUUUGAUCGGAGAGGUUGUUGUUAUUCAUUUAACAAACAUGCUGAAAAAUACUUCGAAUAUAAAAAGCAUCGCUGAUAGAAUUUCUUCCAAGAAAGUGACGGUGCAUUUGCGAACAAUAUUGAUUCUCUCUGAUUUACAACCCCAUGCGAAUAUUAAAGAAUAUUCAAAAGACAGCAACACAAUAAUAUUGCCGACCCAAAAUAUCCUAGGCUAUGAAAUAGCCAAACUCUUUGUCGGAUUAAAGUGCACGAGUGACGAAAGAAAAGAUUAUUAUUUAUCCGAUCCUUAUUUUGAACCAUAUAGCAAAGCAAUGACGGUGUCAGUUGGCCAAAUAACAAACACUGCAUUGUUAUCUUUGGAUGUAAAAUUAAGAGAUUUCCUGGAAGAUGUUACUUAUUUUAAUGCCGGUCCAAAUACUCAUGCAAUUCUCUUUGACAAGAACGAAGUUGUUUGGAUGCAUAAGAGUUUUCCUCGAAUGGAAAUGAUCUUUGAACAGCCUUUAAAAGUCUAUUUAUACAAUCUCGAAAAUAUAGAUUCAGAAACGAUUCGACAGAUUUUGAACGAGUCGGAGGGAAUUACAGAUUUGAAGAGUGGAUCGGGAAUAAAAAAACGAAUUUGGUGGAGACAUCUGGGUUAUAAAGAUUUAAUAGCCUGUAUAUUUUCCGAAGCUGAAGGAGAAUUUCUACCCGCUGCCAAAACUGUGCCACCCUUGCCGUCUAAUAUUUUACAUCAUCGGCUUGAUCUGAUGCUGCAAUCUGCAAUCAACAAAGAAACGUUCUGUUCUAAUCACAACAGAAUCAUGACUCUCGCUACUGCAGUCGUUUAUCUAUCGCCCUGGUGUUUCCAAUCACCAACGGAACAACUAAAAUUACUAGAAACUGGAUCAGCGGUUACGGUUCAGAGUUACAUGGCUUAUAUCAAAGACUUGACGCGACUUCUUGCCAAUCCUGGUUUACAUCCUUCGGUCAGAUCAGACGUUGGAACAUUGGCUCAAAUUUUCAAUCAUUUUAAAAAUCGGCACACUGAAAGUCCAUUAAGUAAAUUCAUAGUCCGAAGAUACGUCGUUGCUUCUGUGAGCGGAGCAAUGGAAGUUUACCCAGGAAUCGUCCUGGAUUCCGAACUCGAUCCAAAAAGACGCGCAUGGUAUGGGAAAGCACUGGAGUAUCCAGGAAAAAUAGUCCUGACAACUCCUUAUUUAGACGCCGGAGGUGCCGGUUACGUUGUGACUCUAAGUCACACAGUUUACGAAGGAAGAUCUGCAGCUCUGCAUUCUAAUAAUGAUCCAGUUUUGGCAGUCGUUUCUAUGGAUAUCACGAUGGGGUAUUUUUCUAGAAUACUCUCGGAAAUGUUUCCAUUUUGCAAUGAAUCGACUGUCAAAUGUUUUCUGAUGGACGAUAAAGGGUACCUCGUGUUUCAUCCAUCGAUGCUGGAGCCUACGAGUAAAGUCGAGCAACAGCAUCUCACACAUAAAGAAUUGCUAGUUGCGAAUGAUAUUCUGAAUCACGAGUUCUUUGUGAGAAAGAAGUCAUGUGCUAGUUAUUUGGAUGGCACAGUGCAAAGAUAUUAUCAACUUAACACUUCCCUCGAAGAGGUUUUGACGAAUAUUGUUCAUGGCGAACAUUGUGUGAAAUACCAAGUUGCGGCUGUUCCUAGAACUAAUGUCUUUCUUGGAGUUGUAAACGCGACAUGUAAUUUACACCGGGCCUUUUCAUUCUGCCCAUGCAGUACGAUGGACAGACUAUGUUUUAACUGCAAACGAAUGGAACAAACCGAGUGCGAAUGCCCCUGUGAAUGUUCUUUAUACUCAACAUCUUGUGUGCAAAAAAAUCUCAGCAUUUUAGAACCAUGUCCAGCGCCUUAUGAACAAGGAGUUAGUUCUCAAGCGCCUUGGACACAACCAGUAUUACUUAAAUCAUGUCCUUCCUUCAACUGCAAAUCCUACCAGACUGAAAACGAAUGCCUGGGAGUUGUUAAUUGUCAAUGGUGUCAUUUUGACAGUGACGGAGAAACUCCUCUUCAAACUCCUUUUUGCUCCGACCUCUCUCUUUGCUUCAGAGGAGUUUUUGGCUCUUUAGUUCCCUACGGAGACGGAACUUACAAUUCGCAAUCAACAGAGGAAGUCCUGCCUCGAGAAUGGCCAUCCGUGGGACCAGUUGCAGGUGGAAUUCUCGCCUUCGUCCUCGUCAUAGGAAUCACCCUCUUCUGCUAUAGAUUGCGGUCAGUUCAAUCCGGAUUGGAACACCAGUGCUUACACCUCAACACUUCCCCAGACACAUUGAGAAUGACACACCUCGAAGGCGAACCAGAACCGAUGGAAAUGGACCAAAUGAAAAACAACCUAGAUUCACUUCUACGGGAAGGUAUAGCCCCGAUUUCUCCCUACAGAGUAUCUACAAAUUACAGAAGACCUCCUGGAGGUGACAGUGAUCAUGGAUACAGCACAAUGACACCUCACGACGACUCUGAGCAACAAACAUUCGCCGAACCUUUGCUAAUUGUCGGUGGAAACACUGAACCUGACCUGGUGAAACAAACCAGUGGACCGCCUUCCCCGACGACUCACUUAGGAUCCCCACAUCAUGUCUUAGCCCCCGUUACGGUCCAUCGACACAUGGAGGCCAAUUUUUGUUAGCUGCGACUGACAAAUUUUAUAUAGAGUAAGCAAAUCUUUUAAUGUUAAUGGACAUUUUCAUGACUGUUUUAAACGACGAAACAUCUAAUGAAGAGUGUGGAAAUACUCUGCUUUCUAUUUUUAUACAAUGAGACAAGCAUUUUUCGUCGAGUAUUUUUACGGACUUUUAUACCUCGAACUCAGAAGUGACAGUAUGGGGCCAUCCACUAAUUGCGCAAGAAUUUUUGUAUGAAAGGGAAUUCAGGAAAUCUUAAGAAUUGUUUCUAGUUUUAAUUUGAAAUUAUUCCUAUUUUUUAAUUAGUUAAUGUGAAGAUUCAAAAUGAUCAAAUUGCUUACUUUUAAGGCUUCAAAUGAGACACUUUAGUUUAAAUUACUGCAUUUAACAUGGAAAGGUCGACACUUCCAGAAAAAAUGUCUUGGGUAAUUUAUGGGUCCUCAAGCUAGAUUCCGGAAGGAAAUAAAGGGUACCUUGGUUAACUGUUGGUUGUACAAAGUAACUAUCUCUAUUUUUUAGAUCAGUGUACAUUUUUAAUGCCGAUGUGGUGCUAAGCAGACGUGAAUUGAUUCAUUAAUUUUACCACUAUUUAUUUUUCAUGCAAGUACAUAAUCAAAUGCUAAUCAAGUACAAAGACAAGUGAAGUUCGUUUUUUCUUAAAAGUGCCAAUUUUCUAUUUUUAACCUACCCGUGACUUCACUUUCGUGAUACUUGUGACUGAUUUUUUGGUAAAAGAAUGAAAUAUUCUUUUUAAUUCAAGGUUCACAAUUACAGAUUGCGCAACUUAUACAUACUAUUAAGCUUAUGUAUUUUUAAUGAAAGGUUUAUGUGACAAAAAGUGAAAAAGUACAUAGACUGAAGUUCAAACUACCGCAAAUUCAUAUUUAAACCAAAAAAUACUCCCUGGGUAAAAGGCAAUAUUGCUCAAGAAUUUUUUAAAUAAUGACUGGAAAUGUAAUUUAGGUUCUUCCUACUUUUUUUAAGCGAGAGGCAAUUUUAAAAUCCUGGAGUUGGAUUUAAGAAACUUAAGGGGAUUUAAAAGGACGGUAAUUAUAAUUCUACGUACAAUGAUAAUUGUAUUUAAAAUAUUUCGUAAAAUACCGUUUGUCUAUUCUGCAUUUAUUUUGAAUAACCUACCAGUUGUGUUUGCGGGUGAGUGUUAAAGUAUUAGAAAAAUAUAAAUGUCUAUGAAGACAGCAAAGUAUUUUAAUAUACGAGUAACAAAAGUUUAAUGACAUUUUUUUUUAAUUUCAUGUCAGAAAAAUGGUAGUGAAUUAUGUAUAAUGUAUGAAUAAUUGAAUGAAGGUUGUCUUUAAAUGAAGAAGUAUUUUAAUAUAGAGAUAUGAGUAGCGAACGUAUGUAGAUAAUUAUAAAUUAAGUUUUAUAUUAGAAUAUGUUUAAAAUUAAGUGAAAGUAUUUACAACUUGAAAUUGGUAUCGCUAACAUUUUAUAUCGAUGAUAAAUAAAAACCGGUGAUAAUUUAGGUUCUGAACCUAGUUUGUACUCAUCUUGCCGUUAACUGCAAUUUAUAAUAUUGAAGAAAAUCAAUUUUUUGUACAUCCUGAACUUAAAGUAACGAAAUGUAAGAAGGAAAUCAUGUUACAAAUCAUGGACAUAGGAAACAAGUGACUAGGCAUGUCAUUGCGGGGGUGAUGCAAUGAGGGGGAGGUCCGCCACCUUUUGAUGUCCCGCGACAAACAUGGCAGCGUCCACAUGUUU